This is a messenger RNA of Opisthorchis viverrini, 4434 nucleotides long. RefSeq lists its product as hypothetical. The transcript is spliced from 15 exons. The record is from RefSeq and is a predicted model, not a curated record. Lineage: Eukaryota; Metazoa; Platyhelminthes; Trematoda; Opisthorchiida; Opisthorchiidae. The coding region runs from base 34 to 4434 and encodes 1466 amino acids. Gene Ontology annotation, biological process: protein autoubiquitination; negative regulation of centriole replication. Gene Ontology annotation, cellular component: peroxisome; aggresome. Gene Ontology annotation, molecular function: tumor necrosis factor receptor binding; ubiquitin protein ligase activity; zinc ion binding.
AGCUUGUCCGAGGUGUUUCGUUGCUUCAUUUGUAUGGAAAAGCUGCACGAUGCUCGCUUGUGUCCACAUUGCUCUAAGCUCUGCUGCUACACUUGUAUCAGAAAAUGGAUAACGGAAACGCGGUCUCAAUGCCCACACUGCAGGGCAUCCCUCCACAUCUACGAGCUUAUCAACUGUCGUUGGGUGGAUGAAGUCACACAACAGCUGGAAAGCCUUCAGCAGUCUCAGUCAGCCUCGUGUCGUUCCAACAAUGGUCAAAUUGAGAACGGUGACCCAAGCACAAGCAGCGACAAGUGCGGGGCACAUGGAGAGCGUCUAUCCGUAUUUUGUUCUACAUGCAACAACGUCAUAUGUCACCAGUGUGCCUUGUUCGAUGGCAAACACGAACAGCAUAGUUUUCGUCCGCUGGAUGAAGUGUACGACGAACGCGUGUUACAAAUCGAAACGGAAAUGAACCUUGCAAUGGAACGACAUCUAGAUUUGAUUUCACUCUCUCAGGAAGUCGAGAAGAACGUAGAAACGGUAAAACAGGCAAGAGAGGAACGAGUUCGCGAGCUGCGUAGUGCAAUCGAACUGAUGAUCACCCGAUUGGACUCGCAACUCAAGUCCAAACUUGUCACCCUCAUGGACCAACGCAACCAACUGUCCCAGGAAAUCGAAACCCUGGGGACCUUGCUAACGUCAAUCAAAGUCAAAAUCGGUACGAAAUCGCAUGCGGAAGUUGUUGCUCACUCUUCCGAAUAUUUGAGCGCGAUUUCUGAGAUACAUCGCAGAUCACUGACAGCAUUUGUCAGUGCCCCGGUACCGGCUGAUUUCGUUAGCGAAAUCGUCCCUCCAUAUGAGUCCAGCACGUUCACACUGCACAACUAUUCCAUCCUUCGUCAGCGAGCGGACCCAGUGUUCAGUCAACCACUUCACAUCGGUCGUCUGAGCUGGCGGAUCAAAGUAUACCCGGAUGGUAAUGGUGUGGGCCGAGGAAACUAUCUUUCGGUCUUCAUCGAACUCACGACGACUCCUAUAGAACCAUCAAAGUACGAAUACCGCAUCGAAAUGGUUCACCAGGCGUCACGCGAUCCGGGUCGUAGCGUUGUGCGCGAGUUCACUUCUCACUUUGAAGGCGGCGAAUGUUGGGGAUACAACAGAUUUUUUCGCUUGGAUUUGUUGGCCAGCGAGGGAUAUCUAGACGUUGAAACGGAUACGUUGGUUAUCAACUUUCAGGUUCGUGCCCCUACCUAUUUCCAAAAAUGUCGCGAUCAACAGUGGCAUAUCGCGUAUCUGGAAGCCACACGAGGUCAAUGUUUCUCACAACUAGCGGAAUUAAAGGAACGCUUGGAGCUGCAAAUGACACAACAGGCCACACAACCCAGCACCUCUGAAGACGCAGCAGUUCGGGACAAGUCAGUGCCGCAUGAUUUCGCUUCAUCUUCCGUCAUUACCGGCCAGAAUGUGGCAGUUACAGCUUCCGCAGGAGAUGACGAAUCACGCAUUAUCUCAGACACCGCGAUAUCAAAAUAUCCCAUUCCAGAAAACGCUCCAAACCAGGCUGGUGAAGGUAAUUUCACAUCGCGCUCAGCAGAUGAGGUACCACUUGGUCGGGCAUCAGAAUUAACUGGGCCACACUUACCUGGCUGGUGCAGCAUGCUUAACUUCCCACUGAAUGGCUCAGAGCAAGGUACAGAGAGUGAUGCGAUCGCAUCCAGUCGAACAACACAUGAGGACGAUCGAUCGGCGGGAUUCGUUAACAGUCCAUUAGAACCUUCCAGUGCCGAUGUUGUGGAGGAAGAGAGCGAUUCUGAACAGGGCACUGAUCCUAAUUUUCAGAUCAGUGAGGUAACGGCACAACCAACUUCCUUCAGCUACCCACCCCAACCCACGGUUGAGCCUCUUUUAGGCUUACUCGUAUCAUCCAACACUCAAAAUCUUACCCGGUCCAUUCUGUCCAGUGUUGACCUGAGCCCCUUCACUGCCUCGUAUGACAGCGAAGAUCAAGGGAUAAUCGGUCUGUUGCCUUCCCAAGAGGCAGCCGAUAGGAAUCAUAUGUAUGAAACACUCGGAGACGGUGCGGAGCAUAGGGAUUCUGAAGAGGAGCGCAGUAACUUGGAGGAACCGGUGACCCAAAGUGAACACUCAGGUGACGCUGCUCUUCCGGGGUUAGUAGAACAACCAGUUGAGUUUAGUGAAGGUGACGACGAUGGGUAUGAUGCUAAUCAGCAAACAGGAGGUAGUGCUAUGCACUCGCACCACAGCAUGGAACAACAUACGGAUGAGGAUGACUAUCAAAGUUCUCAACACCAGGCUGACGAUACAGACGAGUAUGAAUCCCUUUCAGCCGAGGAUAGCCCUAGGACUCGAUCCGAACCCAACCUCCGAAAACCCCUCAAUCAAACUGCUGCUUCAACAUCUGCGACAACAGCUGUUGCUUUUCAGCUUGCUCUGAACACCUCUAGCAGUUUUGAGAAACCUUUUGAUUUUGAUUGCGAAAAUGAAAGUUCCGUGGAUGAAGCCACUGAUGACCACUUUGUUGCUUCAAGUCAGCUCAACAGCGUACACUGUCCUCAUGCCUCUUUGAAUCCCGAAACCGUAUAUCAAGCGGCUGAUGAUGGCCAAGACUGUUCAGGGAACUUCAGUCUGAUAGAAGACAUGUUGUGUUUACCGGCACCACGAAACACAACACCCAGUCGCCAUCAACCUCAUCACUGUAAUGGCAACCAGAAACGGGAUGCUUUCCGUCGCCGAAGCGAUCGUAAUAGUAGCAGACUGUUCCGCUUUCGAUUCACGCCCAAACCACGCGGUAGCGGUGUUGCUGCUGGUGUUCGUAGCAACCUUAGAUUUUUUAAUAACGGUCCGGCAAAUCGCUCCAGACAUUUCGACGGAUCACGGACGGCGAUUUCCGAAUCCGUGUUUACGUCAAUAAACAGCUCUGAUGAGCAGGAAUGUCAUCCGGACAAAUCGAACUGGCACUGGAAUCGUGCAAUACCAACUUCUCAAGCUGUAAAUGAGCAAGGAAAUCUUAACUAUGGAUCCGAUCAUGUUACACCGGCCCCAUCCUCGAAUUCCGCAUUCCGAUCCCUCGUUCACACCACACGAUUUCCCGGGUUGAGCGCACAGACUGGAAUAACCGAUCAGAAUAAUGAUUUUCUUUUGGUACAAGGUGCGUGCGCUGGAAUUCAUCAGACUGACGAUCUACUCACAGGUGAGGACUGUAACGCCGUUCCGGUAUCCCUUGCCAAUCGCCUUUUCUUUCGACGCCUGAAGCGACUUUCAAAGGAGACACGUUUGUUGAAACAAUCUAUCCAGAACUUGGAGAAUGACGUGGAUAACGAAACAGGGACAGGGGACCGAGAUGUAAGUGAACAUGCGGAAGUGGUUCACUCGCGUCGACCAACCUCAGCAAAUGUGUCUACUUACAGUAACCCAAUAGCUGAUGAGCAUAUCCGCAGCAAACCGCGCUCCGCCAUCCUCAGUAGUCGGACAAUGGCAAAGGCUAAGGCGACAACCACUUCGCCUCAAAUGGCUGUCAGCUCCAACCUAUUGGGAUCCAAUGCUUGUGAAUGCAGGUUUUCUGAUACGCCCCGGAUUCUUCUGAGCAAUAGAUCGACAGAUGAAUCGCGGGGCUCAGCUGCACCUGGCCAUUCGAGACGAUCGUCAGUUCGAAGCGACAAUGAAAGUUCGAAAGGAGAAAUACAAAAUCGUGGACUAUUGGAAAAAUUGUCAGCGAACACGCCAUCUCGAUCAGAACGACGUCUGCACGAGUUGAGCGAGCACAAUUCCCCGCCCUGUACUACCCCAACGUCUUUGACCAAACCAGAGGAUCAGCUGAUCAGUUUCCAAUGUGAGUUGUCUGUUGCACAAUCACCAUCAUCUUCCUUGUUCUUCUUAGUCCAUUUGAUGCUUUUGUUUUCUAUUUUAUCUGGAUUUUCAUUUCUGUGUGCAUCUUCGAAUUAUGCCCCGGACAACCAGAAUACGUCUUUACAUGAUCGGCUCAGUUCUCUGGCUCAAGUUGUCACUGAAGAAGCCGAUGUCAGCUUGGCCAUGUUAUGUCAUCGUAUCAGUCGGCUGCAAACGGAAGCUGAAGCAGUGGCCAGGGCAAUUACGUCUUCUGACCCUUCCCAGUGCACAACCAUAGCUCCGCUCAACUCCGACCAGUUUUCUCGACCCACGAUUGAGGAUAAGUCGGAAAAAUCUGGUCCUAAUCGACAGGGUGAUACUUUGAACAGUAGUUCAACGAAUUCGGUUGCUGUUGUUUUGACAAACUGCGAAUCCCAAUCCAAUGGAGCAUCACCGCUUCGUUACAUAUAUUCUACUGGGAAUCGGACAGUGCGGUUACGGCUUUUCUGUUACAUAGACCUAAUCUAUAAAAUUAGUGAAUAUCCUUUUUCUCCCCGCCAAACUAUUUACUUUCUUUCCAUCAUACUUGUGUGUUUCUAUCCGUAG